Messenger RNA from Brassica napus (rape), 1034 nucleotides. Its product is annotated as protein-S-isoprenylcysteine O-methyltransferase B. Gene Ontology annotation, cellular component: endoplasmic reticulum; membrane. The record is from RefSeq and is a predicted model, not a curated record. Bases 280 to 873 code for a protein of 197 amino acids. NCBI's taxonomy places the organism in Eukaryota, Viridiplantae, Streptophyta, Magnoliopsida, Brassicales, Brassicaceae. The transcript has 2 exons. Gene Ontology annotation, biological process: C-terminal protein methylation. Gene Ontology annotation, molecular function: protein C-terminal S-isoprenylcysteine carboxyl O-methyltransferase activity.
UCUUUACAUUUUAGAGUGUCCCAAAAAAAAAAAAGAAAAAAAGAGUUCCUUCCCUCAACGUGAUUUUGACCGGAAGCUCUAUCUAACAGAAGGGAUCUCUCUGUGUUUAGAAAGGUAAGCCCUUGAUUAUUACCCCCCAAGCAAAGAAUAAAGGGUUUCAACUGCAAACUUUGCUCUCUCCUUCAAAGUCCCCACCCGAUUCUCACUCCCAGCUUCGGGACAUUUCUCGCAUUCUCCGUCAAUUUCAAGUGGGUCUGAGCUAAACCUUGUAAAGAAUCAAUGACAGAGAUCUUUACUGACACUGGAUCCAGACAGUUAACACAAAUGUUCCUAGCGAUAAUCUUCUUCCACACAUCGGAAUACAUUCUCGCCAGAGCCAUCCACGGACCAUCGAGAGUCACUCUAAGCUCACUCCUAAUCACCAAACACUACGCUUUCGCAAUGCUAGUAUCCAUCCUCGAGUACCUAACCGAGAUCACUCUCUUUCCUUCCCUGAAACAGCACUGGUGGAUCAGCAACUUCGGUCUUGUAAUGAUUCUCCUCGGCGAAGUCCUUCGAAAAACCGCGAUCAUCACGGCGGGAAGAUCCUUCACGCACCUCAUAAAGAUUCGCCACGAGGAGCAUCACAGGCUUGUGACGCGAGGAGUGUAUAGAAUCGUGAGGCAUCCGAGCUACUCCGGGUUUCUUGUAUGGUCUGUGGGGACGCAGGUGAUGCUGUGUAACCCUGUUUCGGCGGUUGCGUUUGCGGUUGUGGUGUGGAAGUUCUUUGCCGAUAGGAUACCUUAUGAGGAGCAUUACUUGAAGCAGUUUUUUGGGAGAGAGUAUGUGGAGUAUGCGCAGAGGGUUCACUCUGGUGUUCCUUUUGUAAACUGAAAAAACAAUUUGAAUCGGUUAUUAACAUUUAUAGAUUUGGUUGGAUACUAUUUGCAUAGAAAAUCAUUAAAAGAGAUGUUACUCAUGUUUUUUAACAUAAAUGUAUUUGUCACUGGUUAGUAUCUGGUUAUUCAACUCAUAUUUUAUUUCUUUUGCCUUCA